AUGAAUUCCUCCACUAUUUCUGAAUCGCUGCCCCAUUCUUACAGACAAAUUGUUCGGUGCUGCCGGAGGGAUCGGCACCGGCUGGCCGUGGCCGCCAGCGAUCCUGAAAAGCAGCUGUUUGGAGAGGAUUUUGGCGCCCGGGAUCCAACAGCAGGCGAGUUGGAAAGCGGCUUCGCGUCCAAGGUCCUGGGAAACGCGAACACUGAGCAUCAGAUCAAGCCACCAGAAGCCAUGUCCAAUAUAAUGGGAUUGAAGACAAGAAAGUGCGUCCCAUGUGAGCAAGGUGGGGAACCUCUGCCUUCCAAAGAGGUGGACCUCCUGUGCAACCAAGUCCCUGGGUGGAAGGUGAUCAAGGACAGUGAAGGGAGGGACAGAAUAAGGACAGAAUGGAAGGUGAAGAGUUUUGUCCACGGAUUGGAGUGUUUCAAGCGAAUAGCUGAGGUCGCCGAAGAGCAAAACCACCAUCCGGACCUCCAUCUGGAGAAUUGGAACACUGUGCGGUUGGAGCUGUGGACGCACUCUGUUGGAGGCCUGACGGAGAACGAUUUUAUCAUGGCUGCCAAGAUCAAUGACAUAGAUAUAUCCGACCUGAAGAGGAAGACCAAACCGAAGAUGUGGGCAUGA
Molecule: messenger RNA, 624 nt
Organism: Ostreobium quekettii
Lineage: Eukaryota; Viridiplantae; Chlorophyta; Ulvophyceae; Bryopsidales; Ostreobiaceae
Source: the annotation of a GenBank genome assembly